AUGAGGCAGUGUAUUAAUGCCACACAUGUAGAGCUCCGUGAUGUCACACAUAUAGAGAAGCGUAAUGAGGCACCCAUAGACUUUGGUGUUGAUGCUUCUUGUGUGAAGAAUGCUAGAGUUGUCAACAGCAGUCUUACAGACUUGAUGUGUUACAGUGAAAAAUGGAAGGUUGAGCAGUUAAAGUGUAGUGACACAGAAGCUAAGGCUAACAUUGUCCUGCAAGUUCACCAGAGAACAGGCAGCACUGGUCAGUUGGGUAAAGGAACUCUGAGAGAAGGCAGCUCUGGUCGGUUGGGUAAAGGAACUCUGAGAGAAGGCAGCACUCGUUGGUUGGGUAAAGGAACUAGGAGAGAAGGCAGCACUGGUCGGUUGGGUAAAGGAAACUCAAGAACAGGCAGCACUGGUCUGUUGGGUAAAGGAACUCUUAGAGAAGGCAGCACUGGUCGGUUGGGUAAAGGAAACUCAAGAACAGGCAGCACUGGUCGGUUGGGUAAAGGAACUCUUAGAGAAGGCAGCACUGGUCGGUUGGGUAAAGGAACUCUGAGAGAAGGCAGCUCUAGUCGGUUGGGUAAAGGAACUCUGAGAGAAGGCAGCACUCGUUGGUUGGGUAAAGGAACUCUGAAAGAAGGCAGCACUGGUCUGUUGGGUAAAGGAACCUCAAGAACAGGCAGCACUGGUCGGUUGGGUAAAGGAACCUAUAGAAAAGGCAGCACUGGUCGGAGCACAGUAUACAAGAUAAGGAAUCUUGUCACUGGAUGUAGAUUAGGAAGAGAAUACUCAAGUCUAGUAGAUAGCCGCCUUGGUAGCGUAAUGGAAGAGCGUCAGGUAAGGUGUGAAGUGUUACAGUACAAAAGAUGGAAGCAGUCUCAAGAAGACGGACUCUGA
Molecule: messenger RNA, 885 nt
Organism: Mercenaria mercenaria
Lineage: Eukaryota; Metazoa; Mollusca; Bivalvia; Venerida; Veneridae
Product: fibrinogen alpha chain-like
Exons: 6
Coding region: 1-885 (294 amino acids)
Source: RefSeq, a predicted model, not a curated record